This is a messenger RNA of Salpingoeca rosetta, 2546 nucleotides long. RefSeq lists its product as uncharacterized. The transcript is spliced from 5 exons. Bases 133 to 2190 code for a protein of 685 amino acids. Lineage: Eukaryota; Choanoflagellata; Craspedida; Salpingoecidae. The record is from RefSeq and is a predicted model, not a curated record. Gene Ontology annotation, molecular function: protein binding.
CGUGAACGCACACACGUGAACGCACACACGUGAACGCACACACGUGAACACAGUGAGUUGAACAAAUAGGCAGUGUCAAGCGCACGCGAACACAACACACAACACACAACAAAGUAAGCAAGGCAAGUCAGGAUGAAGCUGACCGCUGCAAACAGGAAGAAGCUCUUCCACUCAAUUGAGCGGGGCGACUUCAUCACCACCUACGAGCUGCUCAAGGGUGGCUUCAAGCCAGAGACACAAGACCCUUCCGGCUACACCGCUGCAGGAUGGGCCGUCUUCAACUCAAAGUCGGGCGUGCUCAAGAUUAUGCUUGAGCGUGGGCUGAACCCAAACCUCUCUGCCAGUGGCAUCUCCCUCCUGCACGUUGCUGCCAUGAACGGCAAGCAUCUCAUGGCCAAGAUGCUCCUUCGGGCUGGUGCUGAUGCGACGGCCAAGGACCUGCGUGGGAUGACGCCUGCGGACUCUGCCAAGGACGACGUCACGCGCACCGUCCUCAACACCCCACUCGCGUCGCUCUCCCCUGAAACGGAGUUUGAUGUUGGCGAGCAGGUGUUCUGCUCCGAGGACAACGGCACGCGCCGCCCAGCCGAGAUUGUCAGCGCUCUUCCAAACAAGCGGUUCAGCGUGCAACUGCUUGGCUUCAACACGAAGCUCGAGGUGGAUGCUUCGGCCCUGACCAAAGUCAACGUGGAGGAGGUGGAGCGCCAGCUCAAGUUCAUGCAGCAGGCAAAGGACGCCCGCAAGCAGCAGCAGCAGCAGCAGCGCGCGCGUGCCCGUGCUCGCUCAUCCAUUGCUCCCAUCCCCUCGGAGCCCACCACGCCCCUCACCACGGCCACCUCCUCCGCCUUUGCGCUCCCCACUGUUGACUCGAGUUCGCUGCGGGGAAGCCGCCGCGGAAGCGUUGCUGCUCGCGACACCACAAGUUCCAAGCGCAGGGCUGGCUCGCAGAUGGCGACACCGCCCUCCUCUGCCCGCGCCCCAAAGACACCCAAGAUGGCUGCCACCACAGACGCCACACAGGCCGCCAUGAUGCAGCAGCUCAACCAGGCCCUGAAUGCGCUCGAAUCCCUCAAGGACACCGUCGCCUCCCUCACCACCACCGCCACCGCUGCUGCCACCCCUGUGGCCGUGCCAACCUUCACGGGCGGUGCCGCCGUUGGUGCCGGUGUUGACGCGACGACGGCGCAGCUGCUGGAGGAGAACAGGACGCUGCAGGAGAUGGUGGACAUGCUGCGCGCACAGCAGCAGGAGUCCAAGGCCGCAUUUGCAACCUCGCCCGCCAUGACGCAAUCCAUGGCCAACAAGGAGGACGCCGACCGCAUCAAGGUGAUUGCCGAGCUGCGGACCAAGUGCAUCCAGCUGGAGGCCGAGCGGGACCGGUACAAGCGGCUGAUGGAGAUCAGCGCAGCCAAGUACGCGCGGCUGUCGGCUGCACACGAGGCCGCCAAGGCCGAGGCCGAGGCCGAGGCCCGGCAGCAGGAAGAGGCACUGAGGAAGGAGGAGGAGGAGAAGAAGGGCAAGGCCGCGGGUGGCGACGAUGAUGCACAGGACAUGCAGACGGGUGAGGAUGGCGACGAUGAGGACAAGAAGGAGGAAGACAAGGAGGAGGACAAGGGCCACGAGGAGGAAGAGAGCAAGGACACGGACACGGCAGCAGCGACAACCCCGCCUGCGGAGGGCGAAUCCACCACGACGACCACAACCACUGCAGCAGCUGGCGAUGAUGAUGCUGAGAAGGAGACAGAAGCCGAGGAGGCAAAGGAGGAGGAGGAAGACGAGGCGUCCAAGCAACACGACGAGAGCACGGAGGAUGAGAAGCAACACCAGGAUGGUGACAGCAAGGAGGAGGACCAGCAGAAGGAGGAGGGUGAUAGCAAGGAAGAGCCAUCAGCCACUGCCACAACUGCCAUGGACACUGGCGAUGAUGAGCAGGACGCCGCGGCCACAACAGCGCCAUCCGCCACCACGCCCGCCACAUCAGAGGCAGCAGUGGAGGAAGCAGCCACUGCCACGCCAGCCGUGUCUGAAACGACACCAACGGCAGCACCAACAGCACCAGCAGAAGCAGGCACAGAGGAGAAGACAGAGGGCCAGGCUGAGAAGACACAGGCAACAGCACCAACUGUCGACGGUGAUUGCAGCAACCAACCUGCAACCACCACCACAACAACAGCGGGCGAGGUGGCCUAAACUGUGGUGCAACGAACAUGUGCACACACGCGCAUGUGUUUGUGUAUGUGUGUAUGCGUGCACAUGUAUACCUGCGCGCGCGUGUAUGUGUGCUUGUGCUGUCAGUGGCGAUGGUGCACGUGGCGCUGUGAACUGUGAACGCCGUCUGUGAACCUUCCUCUUUCCAUGCCCUUGUCCAUGAUCUUGCGUUGUCUUUGAAGGUGCGCACAACUGUGUUUUGUAGUGCUUGUUUGGUGGUUUGGUUGGCGUUUCAACGGUGGCACGCUGUUGUAUUGUGUUGUGCUGCCCUGAGCUGCUGUGUUUGGGAGCGAGAGAGAGAGAGGGGGGGGGGUGCGCGUGAUAGCUGAAGCCGCUUU